AAAUUUUUUGAUAUUUUAGCAUUUGGUUAGGGACUUAAUUGUGAGGAAAUAAUAUUAUUGAGCCUAAUCAUCAAAUAUUCAAAUUUGAGGAACUUAAAAGAGAAAACGAAUUGGAUAAGGAUCAGUUAUUUUUUUUCCUUCUUUCUUCUUCCUUGUCUAUGUGUUUCUGCUCAUUCUUCUUCUCCCCUGCACCGAACAAGGGAGCCCAGCCACCAACGCACCUCCCUUUGAGAAACCGAAAAUCACGAAUCUGCUCUGCUCUGUUCCCUCCAUCUGCUGCUCUUGCUUUGUGGGUGUGAUUUUUCUAGUUUUUGAUCCCGAAUUUCCCCCUGCACUUCCCGCCAGCCUUCCCCAAACUGCAGCCCCGGUUUUUGUUGCUAAAUUUUGGUUCUUGAUUAUUCUAUCACCUUAGCACUUGGAGUGAGUUUUUUGUGUUAUGCGAUUUAGGUAAGUAAAUUAUGGUAACGCCCUCUGAAUUUAAAGCACAUUUCAGCUUGUUUUUGAAGUGGUGGUGGGACUAAACCCGUUUUACAUAAGUAUGAUCGAUUUGAAAUGAAAUUAUUAUUCUUUUUAUUGAUUUGAGCAUACCUUCUUGGAGUUUACUUACUGCCCUGAUGAUCUAGAAAUUAUUUGUGAAUUAUGAUUUUCCUAUUAACUUGUGCCUAGUUUUGUCUCCAAUAUAGUCAUGUUAUUCGA
Rubroshorea leprosula is the source of this 696-nucleotide messenger RNA. The record is from the annotation of a GenBank genome assembly. NCBI's taxonomy places the organism in Eukaryota, Viridiplantae, Streptophyta, Magnoliopsida, Malvales, Dipterocarpaceae.